Magallana angulata is the source of this 2698-nucleotide messenger RNA. Its product is annotated as tetraspanin-1-like. Bases 86 to 955 code for a protein of 289 amino acids. The record is from RefSeq and is a predicted model, not a curated record. Gene Ontology annotation, cellular component: membrane. The transcript has 8 exons. NCBI's taxonomy places the organism in Eukaryota, Metazoa, Mollusca, Bivalvia, Ostreida, Ostreidae.
GUGACAUACCCUAGCUACAUGUACAAACAUUAUAUUUCGGUAUGUAAUGAUGUAAAUAGUUUUACGAAAUUCUGAUUUCGUAACCAUGGCUCUCGAUUGUGAUUUGAUACUUAUGAUAGUGUUUUUUACCAUCAACAUAAUAUUUUGUUUCAUGGGAUUGGGGUUAAUCAUUGUUGGGAGCCUAACUUUCAGAAACGUGUCUGAUAUUAACACAGACCAUAUCAAGUCUCUUCUGGAAUGCAUCCAAGCAGUCAGUGAGGUCACCACUCUGUCCAUAAUUCUUAUAAUUAUCGGAGUGGUCAUUUUCGUAUUUGCUGGUUUGGGGUUCUUUGGAGCAUAUUCAAAACGAAAGUACAUACUAGUUGAGUACGCAAACUUAGUUUUCAUGCUUCUUGUAAUGAAGAUCAUUGUCAUAUCUUUGUGGCUUACAAUGAAAAGUGAGGUAGAGACGGAAAUACAAAGCAAAAUGCUUGAGUCUUUGAAAAAUAAUUUUGUAGCGGAUACUGUUUCAUCCACCAAUUCUUUUUCCAAUGAAUGGAACUACAUGUUCAUGAAGCUGGACUGUUGUGGCGUGAAUCCUGUCGUAUCAACAACAAAUGAUUUUGAUGCCACGUCUUGGUGUACUACAUCGGGAUCAUGUCAGGCCACUAGUUCACAGAUUCCAAAGACCUGCUGUCUCAAUGUUGACGAAAACACGUAUACUUCGGCUCCAAGUGGCUGUCAUGCAAGCGUUAACAGUGGAACAUACAAUGCACAGGGAUGUUACGAUGUAUUAAAGGAAGCAUUGCUAUCAUAUUCAUCCAGCAUUCUUGGUCUAUUAUUUACAACUAUAUUCAUUGAGAUAUUCGCUGUGAUCUGUGCGUUUCUGAUUCGUAGCAAAGAUAGACAACUCUGGCGCACCCAUUGUCCUAUCCUCUGUAAGUGCUUACCGUUGGAUGCACCGGCAACUAAGUAAACUGAUAUACAGAGACAAUGAUGAUGUUUAUUCUGGUUUUCAUUCUUUACGGGGAAAGUUCACUGUACCUUAAUGGUUUGUACCAUAAUUAAUGUACAGGGUAUGCGCAGAAAUCGACGAAAGUCUGUUAUGCGUACAGUUGAAUAAUUUCUCAUCUAUUUUUUCAGUAUCUUUAACAGCGAUUUCUAGUCGUUUCGGGCUUUCCCUCGUUCGGUCCUUGAUAUAUUCGGACCAUAGUAGGUACAAGAAGAGUCAAAUAACAAUGUAUUUUCUCUUGAUGGACUUAAUAUGUUAUCUGAUAUUAAUCUUAAUAAUGACAUUAACCAACCAAUAACUCGUGAAGAAAUAUUUAAGGGUAUCAAUAUGUUGAAAAAUAACAAAGCGUGUGGUGAUGAUAGAAUUUUUAAUGAAUAUAUCAAAAGUACCCAAGAUUGUAUGUUGAAUUUAUAUACUGUAUUGUUUAACAAAAUAUUUGGUUCUGGUGUUAUACCCACACAGUGGGUUAGUGGUAACAUUAUACCUGUUUAUAAGAAUAAAGGGGAUAGUACAGAACCCCAAAAUUAUAAACCAAUUACACUUUUGAGUUGUCUUGGAAAUUAUUCACUGCUAUCAUUAAUGAAAGGUUAAACAAAUAUGCUGAUAAUGUUCAACUCAUUUUAGAGAACCAAGCAGGUUUUCGUAGAGGUCAUAGUACUAUAGAUUGUAUGGAACAAGGUAUUAUCAAACAAUAUUGAUGGAAAAUGUUUUAAAAGUAUCACUAAUAUGGUUAAUGGAUUAAGUUCUGAAUUUUUCGAAUGUACAGUUGGAGUAAGACAAGGGGAAAAUUUAUCAUCUUUUUUAUUUUCACUAUAUUUAAAUCUAUAUACAUGUACAAACAAUGUCAGAGGUUUGUCACGCUUGUCUGGGAACAUUUAGUAAGAUCUUAAUCUUUAUUUACAUGUUUUUGUCUUAUUGUAUGCAGAUGAUACAAACUUAUUGUGUACAUUUGUAUAUACUGAUUUUGAACCUCAUAUACCAGUGAACUGGUCUUGAGUGAAUAAAGAAGUGAAUUGAAUUGAAUUUGACAUAUUCUGCAGUGAACAUUUUGCCUUAUUAUAAUCUCAUCAUAAAAUUUGUACCUUUUGGUAAAUGGUUGAUUAAUUAUCUUAAUUGACGGAAACUUUGAUGUCUAAGAUGGGGGACACACACCAUUUCCAAAAACAACAACACAGACAUAACAGUAACAAACACAUUUAUUAAAACAACAGUAAUUAAUAUGUCAGGCCAAAACGACUAUGUAUCUACGGCCGAAUCUCGCUGGGGCCGAAUCUCGCUAGGGCCGAACAUAUAUAGGGCCGAGUGGAGAAAAGGCCGAAACGACUUCUUACCUUAACAGCUUACCUUUUUAAUUUGUUAUAUCAAAGAACUUCACGACACAAGUUUUGUCCUCGAUCCAUUAUUACUCAUUGCGAGUAUCACAUUGUUAAUCUUUGAUAAUCGAAUUAAAUUUAUCCUAAUUCUAUUAUGCCUUUGCUUUUAGAUUUCACUCUUGGUUUGAUGUGGUACAUGUUUGUAUCUCUUGUUGUAUAAAAGAAUUCUUUCAAAGCGUGUUAAAAUACAUCACUUACGAUUGAUUUUGUGUCAAUUAUAUAGACAUCUUCAAGUAAAGUACUUAAGAAAUAUCAGUUAAAAUUUCGUUGAUAAUGAUUGUAGAUCAAAAUGUAUUUAUUUAUUUUAUGAUAUUAGAAUAAAUGUUUUGGUUUU